AAGCUGGUCCCCGUUUAUCCUACUUUAUUCUAUUCCGGAAAUAGUACUGUACAUUCACACGAUAGUAAAGUGCUGAGGCUAGAUCGCACCACGAUACCUUUAAUUCCUCUCUUCUUCUUUCCUUCUUAAAAGCGGCUCCGUUCGUUCAUUUAUACCAUUCCUUCUCUGCUUCAUACAGCACACCAACAAACCACCUAAUAUCACUCACGUACCCCAGAACAGCCCCUCAAAACAUUAAACGCCUUGGCCCUUGGGGAAAGCAGGAAAAUGCUACCAAACGCCCUCCUCCUCCUAGCCAUCACCGCCCUCUCAUCCACCCUCGCGGUGCUAGCCCCCUGCUCUUUCAACUCAAACAGGACUAUUCCCGAGAUGUCGACACAACAGCUCCUCGCAGCGGCACCCGGGAUCUGCACAACAGUAACAAAAGAAUGCCAUCCGGCGCCGGAAGCUGUCAAGGAAAUCAACACUGCAUUCGCACACUACGGCCUUACAUCACUCGGACAGAAAGCGGCUCUACUAGGAGCAAUGACAGUAGAGAGUGAAGACUUCAUCUACAACGUCAACAAAUUCCCCGGGCGGCCCGGCCAAGGAAGUGUGAUACCCCCCCCCCCCUUCUUCUCGUUGGAAUCACAGCUAACUAGCAACAGCCAAAGCAAUGUUAAUGUUCCCACACAUCUACUACUAUGCAUUCUCGCAACCAGCCCUAACAGCAGAGGUCCUGAGGAUUAGCGGUGGGGUGGACCGAAACGUGACUUUCGGCAACAUGAAUAGAACCUCCGCCGCGGAUCAGAUGGCCAUCCGUGAACUGGUCUUACCGGAGAAGUAUACUUAUGCCGCUGCGCCGUGGUAUCUGAAGAAUAGGUGCCAGGCUUCUAUGACAGCGAGGUUAGCUGAGGGUGGGUUUGAGGGGUUUAAGGAGUAUGUCGGGGCCUGUAUAUGGGCAGGGAAUGUCACGACUGAAAGGUUGGGGAAGUGGUGCUCUGCGGUCAGAGCUCUGAAGCCGGUGGAGAUGAGGAUGCCGGGGGAGUGUAAACCCUGUAGUUAGGGAGAGGGGUUUGUAGAGAGGUGAAGGGGAAAGGGUAGGGUGAUAGGCUUUAGCGAACCGUUCGCGUUAAUCAUAGAUUUCGUGAGAAUAAUACUACAUAAAUCUCAGCAGAAUAUAACCGUCUAUGGGG
Tuber aestivum (summer truffle) is the source of this 1175-nucleotide messenger RNA. NCBI's taxonomy places the organism in Eukaryota, Fungi, Ascomycota, Pezizomycetes, Pezizales, Tuberaceae. The record is from the annotation of a GenBank genome assembly.